Recurvomyces mirabilis is the source of this 444-nucleotide messenger RNA. Its product is annotated as DEAH-box ATP-dependent RNA helicase prp22. Gene Ontology annotation, cellular component: RNA polymerase III complex; RNA polymerase I complex; RNA polymerase II, core complex. The record is from RefSeq and is a predicted model, not a curated record. Gene Ontology annotation, biological process: DNA-templated transcription. The transcript is spliced from 2 exons. Bases 1 to 444 code for a protein of 147 amino acids. Lineage: Eukaryota; Fungi; Ascomycota; Dothideomycetes; Mycosphaerellales; Teratosphaeriaceae.
AUGUCAAGCGACGCGCAACUCUACGAAGAAACCUUCACAAUCACCUCCCUCGCGACCCAACCCUACGACCGCGUCUCCCGCCUCAUAGGAACGAGCACCGAUGCCACCACCUCCCUCACCCUCGACGUCAACAGCGAGCUCUAUCCCUGCCAACCAAACGAGAACGUCACACUCCUGCUAGCACAGACAUUGAAUCUUGACGGCACGAUCGAGGACGUGCAGAAGAAAGGCUGGAGACCAAGCGGGAAGAACGAUAGUCAGACGUUGGCGGAUCUGUGGGAUUAUGUGUGUUAUGGGAAGGUGUAUAGGCAUGAGGAUAAGAGUGAUGGGGGGAAUAUCAAGGUCUACAUCUCUUUCGGCGGACUGCUGUGCUGUCUCGAUGGGCCGUACAAGAAGCUGUCGCCACUGCGGAUCGACAACCUGUAUCUUUUGCUGAAGAAGUAG